Molecule: messenger RNA, 5657 nt
Organism: Phyllopteryx taeniolatus (common seadragon)
Lineage: Eukaryota; Metazoa; Chordata; Actinopteri; Syngnathiformes; Syngnathidae
Gene: zcchc14
Product: zinc finger, CCHC domain containing 14
Exons: 15
Coding region: 504-3977 (1157 amino acids)
Molecular function (GO): phosphatidylinositol binding; nucleic acid binding; protein binding
Source: RefSeq, a predicted model, not a curated record
UUUUUUUUUUUAAAUAUCUCUCAGGCCACGACACGAUGAAGAGUAAGACAAAAGAAACACAAAUUCAUACAUUGGGGGCGUCCUUUGUGGUCAUUCAAAAAAGAACUUUUCUGCAGCCGUGUUUAAUAAGGCUGUUUGGAGUGACGUCUUGAAUGGAAGAAGCUGGCCGUGAGUACAGUUGUUUCUCGGCUGUCAGUGGAGCUGAGGUCCGACCGGCGGAGGGGGACCAGGCGGAGGGUGUCCUGAACACAAAGUAGACUUGAAGUGGACGAGGGGAUUUUUUUUUCUUUCUUUUUUUUUGUGUGUGGGGGGGAGCCAGAGACAGUGUCACCCCUUCCGUUCACUUGUAGAGAGAAACAGUCCGAGUGUGAGGCGAAAAAAGAGUCGGUGAACUCUAUCGUCGUCACAUUAACUCUUGACAACUUUUCAAUUGACUCUCGCUUGAAAAGACAUUACGGGUUUUUGUUGGAGCUUUCAAACUCACUCUCAGUGGAUGUGUGAGUAUGGUGGAGAGUCGGACCCGUGUCCAGAGGGAAGGAGUGUACCGCUGGUUCUCCUCCCUCACCUCUGCCCAGAGAGCCGAGUUCCUGUGUGGCCUGCUGGACCUCUGUGUCCCCAUCGAGCUUCGCUUCCUCGGCUCCUGCCUGGAGGACUUGGCCCGGAAGGACUACCAUUCGCUCCGGGAUGCGGAGAUCAAAGCCAAUAACCCCACCGAUUUAUCCGGGCUCACCAAUAUCACGGACGAGGUGGUGCGGAGUAAACUGCUGGUGUCCCUCGCACUGCUCGGGUCGGACAACCGGGAGGCAGCGGGGGUCCUGUACCAAACGUUGACGCAUAUAGACACGGUGAUCAACAACUACGGCCUGGCCUUAAAUGACGGAAGGGCCGAGGAGCAGUUUCUGUUGCUUUUCACAAUGGCAUCAAACCACCCGGCUUUCAGCUUCCACCAGAAACGAGUUCUGAGGCAGCAACUCGGCCAGAUCCAGGACGUCCUGCAGGUGAGCUAUGGAGGAGCGGGCAUUGAGGGUCAAGGAGCAGGCCUAUGUGGCGAACAAAUGGCUCUCGCUUACACUCAGCUGCAUCACCACUAUACCCAGCAUAGUGUGUCUUUACCUGGCUUGGCCUCUUUGUCUCCCUCUGGCUGCUCGCUUCCUGACGCAACCGCUGCCUCCUUGCCUGUGUCUGCUGCUCAACUCUCUCAUUCACCCUGCACCUGCUGGCACAAGAAGCAAACCAGUGAGGCUGGUACAGCCCCUGCGCUUGGAUCUGAGGUGAAAAUUGGGAGAGGAGCUCAAGCGGUCAGCCAAGGACCCAACCCUCCUCAGUUUGACCUUCCACCUCCCCCUCACCUUCCUCCUCCUCCAGCUGCUGAGCAGUGCCAUGAUGCUUUAGCACCACCACAUAAGAAUCACCAGGUGAAAAGAGGAACAGUGGCAAUUGAGAGAGUUGCAUUGCGAGGAGUGACACACAAGUUUGAAGACAAAAGUGAUUAUAUGUUUGAGGCCAGCUGGUCUGAUGGCUUUGUCUCAUCAGUUGUCCGAAGUCAACAGGAGGUAACCGAGCUACUUUCACAGUUGUCACAGGCAUUCCCUGAUGAGCGAAUAGAGAAGCUCUUGCCUCAGUCUCGUGAUUCAGAUGCCAGAUGUCUGACAGUGUUGCCCAGCCAUGUCCUCCAGCACCACAGCGUCCAAUUCUUCUUCACCUCCACCAGGCCUCACUCACCUAAAUGCCUCUCCCCCCUCUCUUCCUCACUCCCAGACAUGCCUUCCUCCCCUCCCACAGCUCCUGUCGUCCCAACCUGCCCAUUUACAUCCAACCAUACAAGCUCAGCUGGCUGUAUGUUGCAGUACAGAGGAGCCAGCAGGGCGGUGUACAGAGUGGCCAGUGUCCAUCCUGUUGUCAGCACUCACAAUUCUCCCAUGACCCGCUGCUCCCCUCACCUUUCCUCUCUCCUUCCGCCACAACACACUCCCCAGCUGUCCUCCCUCCCGCCCACGGUGCCAGCCUUGCCAACACAGGGCUUCCUUGCUGGCAGAGGUGAUGCUUCCUCCCAGCCACAUCCCCAAAGCAAACUGUCUCCUUCAAUUCAUCCGCACACAUAUUCGGAGCCCCAGCAGCCCUCGUUUCACCCGUUGCAACUACAGACGAGCUGUCACCUCGGUACCCAACCUCAGCAUUUGCCUCAUUCUCAGUCCCUUUCGUAUUCACUCUCUCAGUCCCGUUCCCAACAGCCCCAUGCACAGUCUCCAUCACAGUCCCAGGUGAUCACGCCAGAGCAGAAUGGCAUUUUGGACUGGCUGCGCAAGCUUCGCUUACAUAAAUAUUAUCCGGUGUUCAAACAGCUGACAAUGGAAGAGUUUUUAGCACUGACAGAGGAUGACUUAAACAAGUACGACUUAACUCAGGGAGCAAAGAAGAAACUCAAGACUCAGCUAGAGCUACAGAAGUCAGCAGACAGAGAGACGAAGAUGGAGAAACGGACCUGUAGUGGUAUUGCUAGAGUUACGCCUUCCAGUCAUAUGGGACCCUCAACCCACACCUCCUCUGCAGUAGAGCUUCGAGUGGAGGUGGACACUGUGCUGCACCAUCACCCCGUCCACACAGACAGCAGCUCAUCCUCAGACUACUCCAGCUCUUCUUGUUCCCCCCGAACACCCCUCUGCUGUGACUCCACUCUGGACAGAAGCAGAGAUAUUUACAGGCGUGUGUCAGGUCCAGAUGCAGUAGGAGGUCAAGAAAAGGAGCGCUCGUGCAUUUUUAUCCUGAAUUCCAGCUGCCCCCCAGGCCCCAGUCGCCCCACGGCCCAGGUCCUUCCCGUCCAAACGGAUACCGCUGCUGCCAUCCAUCCGUCCUGCUCCUCCCACCUCCCCUUCACGCUCUCUCACUUCCACCCACAAGGCAGCUACCCUCAAAGCCUGCUCUCCCCAGUUUCAAACCAGACACGUAUCCCGUCUUCCCCACGAAAGCCGAGGCCGCCCCCGCUGUGUGUGGAGGACAGGACUAAGGUGCCGGCUUCGGGCCUGCCCGGUACCAGUGCGGGCUUCAGUCCUGGGGUAGGCGUAGGCAUGGGCAUGAGGCUGGAGAACCUGCUCCCCAGACUCAAACUGAAAGUGGACGCCUCCUCCUCCCUCCAUGACUCUGAAGGCUGUCUUGGUCUUACAGGGGCUGCGGUUGGUCUUAUGGUUGAGACCAGUUGUGCCCUGACCUCCACCUCCAACAGCCUCCACCAUGUGUCCCAACCUCCUCUCCAUUUUCACCUGUCAUCCUCUACAUCCUCAUCUCCAUCCAUAUACUACUCCCACCCACCCACUCCUUAUUCUACUUUUGUCAGCUCCUGUUCCUCUAUAAAGUCCCUCUCAGAAUCUGCUAGUUCCAGUGGUGGAAGUGUCUUUGUCUCCAUAGCAAGCACCGUCCCUAUUGCCACAGUUCCGGGCAACAUAUACUACCCUCAGCAAUCUACUCCAGGCCUCUCCGCCUCUUCUGCCACUUCAUCGGAUCAAAAUCAAGGCCACACCCACUCCAUGUGCGUUUGCAGCUCGUGUGGAUGUCGGGGUAACUGUGGGGCUUAUGGCACCUUGCCCGGAUACGGUGCUGCAUCCGGCUACCUGCAGCCGGUGUCAGCAAGCUCCGUCUUCACUCUGGGCCCUCUGCUUCAUUUUAGCCCCCUCACGGCCUCAUCCAGCACCACAGGCACCGGUACCAUGCCCUUUUCCUACCAGAUGAUGGCACCACCUCCCCUCUACUGCCAGAGCGCUGGGGCGCAUGACCAGCAAAAGGGCUUUGGCUUCUACCAGCCUCAUGGCCUUGUGGGAAACGGGAUCCAGAAGCGAAUAGUGGGAAACCUUUCUUGCUACAACUGCGGUAGCCAUGGACACAGAGCAGAGGACUGCAAGCAACCACCCAUGGAGUCAUCUCAGCAAGGCACUUUUCGAUUGAAGUACACUCCGCGCUCUGACCAUAAGGACUCUGGGGACUGACGAGCCUGCAGGGAAUUUGGAAAUCCUCAAAUAUUUUCCUCUGCCACAAGUUCAGCCCUCUUCACCACCAGUCUAUUCAACUUGAGCUAGUGGCUUAACCAUAUAGCUCGACUUUUCUUAGAUCUUCGCAUUGGAGUUACGUCACACAAAGUGGACAGCAGCUGAGUGGAACAGUGAAAAUUUAUCACAGACAAAUGGGCAUUAAAACCUCUGGAAGCUGGAAACAGAAGAGUAAAACAUCAGGUCUUUUCACAACAUCUCCUACAGCCUUUGUAGGAGACACAUCAGGAAUAUCACAUUUAUAGACCAUAGAACACAGGUAUCAAAUUCAAGGCCCGGGGGCCACAUCCAGUCCGCCACAUCAAUUUAUGUGGCCCACGAAAGCAAAUCAUUUCCAUGAUUCUUGUUCAAAUCUGCAGCUUUUUUUUUGUUUGUUUGUUUGUUUUUUUGUUACCAAGCCCCUUUUACCCCCUUUCAACCAUAGUUGAACAAACUAUUAUCCAUGACAUCCGAUUUUGAAAACAAGUUAUCCAUCAUUUUGUUGUGUAUACAUAAUAAUAUGAUCAGGCGAUGAAACAUUUAUAUGGUUUCAUGGUCAUAACGACCCUCUGAGGGAAACCGUACCAUCAAUGUGGCCGCGGCAAAAAUGAGUUUGACACCCCUGCCAUAGAACAACUACGCAGUAAAUAGUGGGUCCUUCCACUUAAUGCUCAAGUUAGGCCAAUUUCAAAAAAUUAUUAUUAUUAAAAAAAAUCUGCCUUUUCUGUACAUUUGACAGUUUAGGGGAUAUUUAGUUUUGUGUUGUUUGAUUCGUUUUCUGUUUGCUUCUCAUCCUUAUUUGACCUCUUAUCUCCAUACAGGCUCAAAUGGCCAAUAAGUUUGUAUUAUUAUUACGCAAUACAGUACUAUUAUAGAUUUCAUAGCAUGGGUUGGUGGGGAAGUCACAUUUUACAAUUAAAUUGUAUAGUGUUGGUCACGAUAGAACGAAUCUGUAACAGAGCACAUUCCUGCAAGCUUGUUUUCUGUGUAGAGCAGCCUGUCUGGAACAUAAAUUUAUGAUACUAUGAUUAAUACUGCAUUGAACUGGACCUGUGAGGUUUUUUUUCUCUAGGUUGCCUUUUUACGAUCAUAGUGAAACCUGUAUGCAAGGACUUUGCAGCUCUUCUUCAACGAGUGCUAAUUUUGUCACAUCUGCUUUGCUGUUGAUUCUUGUAUUGUUGAUGCAGGUUAAUGAGACAACACAGUUGUGUGUAAUUUACACGAAAAAGCUCAGGAUUCUUUCCGAAAAAGUGAAACAUAGUGUAAGUCUCUGGGCAGGACCCAGAGGAUUAUUAACAUGAGGACAGCUUGUCCCACUCAAUAUGUUGACCCCUGGAGGGCGCAGCACAAAUAUGUGCCAUCUUUAUUUAAAAUGACAAUUACUGAACAUUUUGUCACGUUGUGAACAUUGUGAGUCAGUGAAGGGUUUUGUAUAUUGUAGAAAGCAUGCUCACAUUUGAAGGUCUACAUGUCUUUGCUUAGUUGUUGCCUUAAAGUCAGCUGGAAGUGUUAACUUUCCAGCAUCAUAAGACAACCUGGUAAAAUGAUUCACAGCAUGCAUGCUGCUUCCUCUUUUGUAAGAAGUGCCUUUCUAUGCCAGUAUUAUGUAUAACAAAAGCAACAAUAAAAUUGACGAUAGGA